Messenger RNA from Symbiodinium natans, 879 nucleotides. NCBI's taxonomy places the organism in Eukaryota, Dinophyceae, Suessiales, Symbiodiniaceae. The record is from the annotation of a GenBank genome assembly.
AUGUGCAAAAUGGAGAAGUCUACGUGCACAUGUUGUAUAUAUAUAUAUGUAUAUAUAGAGCCCAUGCAUGCGUGCAGGGGUUCUGCAGAGUUUUGGUUGCAAGGGCCCAGCUGCACGAGCGCCAUGGUGGUGCGCCGGCGUCCGCGCCUGACCCCACGCGCGCUGUUGCUGCGGGCUGCGCGCUCGCCUCGCCAGCGCCGGCUGCCAUGGCAUCGCCCUGCCCGUCGCCCGGCCGCGGCAACGCAAGCGGCUGAGGACGCUUCCCCUGCCUCGCAGCCAGCUGCAGGUCCGUCCCAGUCCCAGCCAGCUGCAGCGAGCACAAACGCUCCGGUGGAGCCGGAAUUUGCUGGCGAUGGCGAGGACUCGCCGCAUUGGCUGCCAGACCCGUCCCAGGCCACGACAGAGCCAUGGGAAGCAGAUUCCGCGGCGGCCUUCCAAGUGGAGUCCUUUGAAGACCUCGAGCUGUGCAUGGACGACGACAUGGAUGAUGUGCCGGGAGCGGCUGCGCCGCCUGCUGCUGCGGACGCGCCGCCUGCUGCGGACGCGCCGCACCUGUACUGGGCGGUCGCGCCGCCGGAAUGGUACAAGGUUCGCGAGGUGUACUGGAGCCGCGCCGUGGCGCGCUUCGGGUGGUUCCAGCAGCAGCUGGCAGAAGCCUGCCAGUGGGAACACGUCGAUAUCGGCAUGGCAGACGAGUUGGAGCGAGCCAUGGGCGGCUGCCAGGCGCUUGUUGUAUACGGCGAUGCCUUGCUGCGCGGCUUCGCGCCCGCGGUCGUGCCGCGGAAGAACUUGAUGGCUUUUGCCUCGCGCUGCCGCCACCUCGUUCACGGGUCCAAGCAGGCCAUGCGGCUGCACGCGUGGAAUAGACUGGAGCGCUGA